AUGGUAACACUUCUUGCCACCUUACGAACGUCACAGGCAUGGAAAAAGUAUAGAUUUUGUACAAAGGAAAAGUGGAAUUCAGAUGGAGGGAGAACGGUUGUCCUUGCCGCAUCCAUUGUGAGCAAAACUGGAAAAGUGCUAGUUUCUAGACAGUUUGUGGACAUGUCUCGUAUCAGAAUUGAGGGUCUUUUAGCAGCAUUUCCCAAGUUGGUAGGAACUGGAAAGCAGCACACGUAUUUCGAGACGGAGAAUGUACGCUAUGUUUACCAGCCAAUAGAAGCACUGUACCUGCUUCUUGUAACAAACAAAAAUAGCAACAUACUGGAAGAUUUGACAACUCUGAGACUUCUCUCUAAAAUUGUGCCUGAAUAUUCGUACACCCUUGAUGAAGAGGGUAUUUGCGAACAUGCAUUUGAGUUGAUUUUUGCAUUUGAUGAAAUCAUCUCUCUUGGGCACAAGGAAAAUGUGACUGUUGCACAAGUUAAGCAAUACUGUGAGAUGGAGAGUCAUGAAGAGAAACUGCACAAACUAGUUAUGCAGAGCAAAAUCAAUGAAACUAAGGAUGUUAUGAAGCGGAAAGCUAGUGAGAUUGAUAAAAGCAAGAUUGAAAAAAACAAAGGUGAUAAAGGGGGAUUUGGUCCUUUACAAUCACUGGGCUCUGGAAAAAUGGAAAAUAGCUUUAGUGAUUUGAGCAUAUCUAUCAGCGGAACUGCUUUUGGAAGUGGCUCUGGUUUCGGAUUGAGUUCUGAUGUUGAUUCCUUUCCUACUAAGACUAAAGGUCGUCCUACUUCAUCAGCUACUGCUGCACCAAAAGGUCUUGGAAUGAAGCUUGGUAAAUCCCAAAGGACAAACCAGUUUUUGGAAUCAUUAAAAGCAGAAGGUGAGGUCAUUCUUGAAGAUGUUCAGCCAAAACAUAGCCUGUCUCAGGCAGCUGCCCCACCACCUACGGAUCCCAUCACUUUAUCUGUUGAAGAGAAACUAAGUGUGACACUAAAACGAGAUGGUGGAAUCAGUAAUUUUGAUGUGCAAGGCACAUUGUCUCUCCAAAUUCUCAACAAAGAGAAUGGACUUAUUCAAGUUCAGGUCCGAACUGGUGAGAAUCAGGCAAUCAUUUUCAAGACACACCCUAACAUGAAUAAAGAAUUAUUUACCAAAGAAAAUAUACUAGGACUAAAGGAUCCCAGUAGACCUUUCCCCACUGGUCAAACUGGUGGUUCUGAAGGUGUUGGUCUUUUAAAGUGGAGAAUGCAAAGCACUGAUGAAUCAAUGGUGCCGCUGACAAUCAACUGCUGGCCCUCUUCUUCUGGAAACAAUACUUAUGUCAGCAUCGAGUACGAGGCUUCCUCAAUGUUUGAUUUGCGGAAUGUUGUGAUCUCAGUACCUCUUCCAUCUCUUCGAGAAGCACCAUCUGUUAACCAGAUUGAUGGGGAAUGGAGGUAUGACUCUAGGAAUUCCUUUUUGGAGUGGUCUGUCUUGCUGAUUGAUAAUUCAAACCGCAGUGGGUCAAUGGAAUUUGUUGUUCCACAAGCCGAUUCAUCAGCAUUCUUCCCCAUUUCAGUUCGUUUUAUGGCAACAGAUACAUUUAGCGACCUGAAGGUCACCAACACCAUACCGCUAAAGGGUGGUAAUCCUCCUAAAUAUUCUCAGAGGACACAGUUGAUCACAGAAAACUACCUAGUUGUGUGA
Molecule: messenger RNA, 1686 nt
Organism: Sphenostylis stenocarpa
Lineage: Eukaryota; Viridiplantae; Streptophyta; Magnoliopsida; Fabales; Fabaceae
Source: the annotation of a GenBank genome assembly